Messenger RNA from Anopheles coustani, 542 nucleotides. RefSeq names its product zinc finger SWIM domain-containing protein 7-like. Gene Ontology annotation, molecular function: zinc ion binding. The record is from RefSeq and is a predicted model, not a curated record. Gene Ontology annotation, biological process: double-strand break repair via homologous recombination. Lineage: Eukaryota; Metazoa; Arthropoda; Insecta; Diptera; Culicidae. Gene Ontology annotation, cellular component: Shu complex. Bases 60 to 542 code for a protein of 160 amino acids. The transcript is spliced from 2 exons.
AUAUUCAUUGCAGAAUCGUCUGUAUCUUUUUUCAAGUGUUCGAAUGAAAUCAGUAAUAAAUGAGUGCGUUUGUGAUAUUUGAUACCAUAGACUCAUUAUUCAAACGACUAGGCGAGACAGAACCUGUCGAUAAACAACGACCCGGGGAACCAGCUGACCUCGAUAAAAUACAUUUGUUGGAGCUGGAAUCACUUUUCGGACGUGCUCUGCUUGAACGCGCUAUCGCAUUAGUCUACGGGAAGCAGCCGAUUGUACUUUACCAAACGCCGGACGGAAGCUCUAAUUUGGCGGAGGUGCCCGGAUCGAAAUUUGCUACAGUUUAUAAAGUUCUGCCAACGAUCAACUUCUGUGCCUGCGAAUCCUUCCGUGGCUGGGUAUUACAACAAAAGCGUCAGCCGACCUGUAAACACGCACUUGCGACGAAGCUGGCACUGGUGUUAAACAGAAUUCAAAUCGAAUCUAUACCAGAGGAUAAAUUAAUUGUUUUAAAGAAACAAUUAGUAGAAGAUUGCUUAAAAUCUAGGGUAUCCUCAGGACGCUAA